This is a messenger RNA of Morus notabilis, 1952 nucleotides long. RefSeq names its product sugar transporter ERD6-like 7. Lineage: Eukaryota; Viridiplantae; Streptophyta; Magnoliopsida; Rosales; Moraceae. Gene Ontology annotation, biological process: carbohydrate transport; transmembrane transport. Gene Ontology annotation, cellular component: membrane. The record is from RefSeq and is a predicted model, not a curated record. Gene Ontology annotation, molecular function: sugar transmembrane transporter activity. The transcript is spliced from 18 exons. The coding region runs from base 226 to 1632 and encodes 468 amino acids.
UGCAGGAGUUCUAAACUGAGAAGUCACUCUGAUGAAUAGGAAUCAUAGACCAAACUUGUGAUGUUGGAAAAAGUCCAUGUAUUUAUAUGAUCAGAAACCAAAGAAGGAAGAAAGUUUCCUUGCUUCCUUCUAUUCUUGAUUUUUAGUCCUCUUUAAAUCUUCUUCUUUCUUUUCAUUUUUCCAGAUAAGAAACCAAAAGGGUGGUACUACGACAAGAUAAAGAAAAUGGCCAUCAAAGAGGAGGAGAAGGAGGAGGUAAGAGAGCCACUCAUGGCUGUUGAAGAUGGAUCAUCUGCUCAUGAAUACAGCAAAGACAAUCCAUGGAUGGUUUAUUUAAGCACGUUUGUUGCAGUUUGUGGCUCCUAUGAAUUUGGAACUUGUGCGGGUUAUUCAUCACCUACUCAGUCUGCUAUAAGAGAGGAUCUGAAUUUAUCUUUAGCUGACUACUCUCUGUUUGGCUCCAUAUUGACUUUUGGUGCAAUGAUUGGAGCAAUCACAAGCGGUACGAUCGCCGAUCUCAUUGGUCGAAAAGGGGCCAUGAGAGUGUACACUGCUUUCUGCGUUACAGGGUGGCUUUCUAUUUACUUUGCCAAGGAAGCUUUGGCUUUGGACAUCGGAAGACUGGCCACAGGAUAUGGAAUGGGAGCCUUUUCUUAUGUGGUACCUGUUUUCAUAGCUGAAAUUGCACCCAAGAAUCUUAGAGGCUUACUGACUGCUUCAACCGAGUUCAUGAACUGUGCUGGCGUUUCUGUUUCCUUCAUUAUUGGGAAUGUACUAACAUGGAGGGCACUGGCAUUAGUCGCACUUAUUCCAUGCGCCGUUUUGCUUUUCGGUCUCUCCUUCAUUCCAGAGUCUCCAAGAUGGCUGGCGGGACGCCACAAAGAGUUUGAAGCUUCACUGCAGAAACUACGCGGCAAGGAUGCCGACAUAUCUCACGAGGCGGCUGAAAUCCAGGAUUACAUAACGACACUUGAACAGCUUCCUAAGGCCAAACUAUUGGACUUAUUUCAAAAGAGAUACCUGCGCUCUAUCAUUAUAGGACUUGGGCUAAUGGUUUGUCAACAAUUUGGUGGGAUCAAUGGAAUAUGUUUCUAUACCAGCAGCAUCUUUGAGUCAGCAGGAUUCUCCCCUACGCUUGGAACUAUAAUAUAUGCAAUCAUUCAGGUUAUGGUUACUGGCCUUGGCGCAGCCGUGGUCGAUAGAGUAGGAAGAAAACCUCUGUUACUGGUUUCCGCAACCGGAUUGGUACCAGGCUGUAUACUACUGGCUAUUUCGUUUUAUCUGAAGGCUCAUGAAUUGGCACUCCAAGCAAGCCCUAUACUAGCUGUAACUGGCAUAAUGCUUUACAUAGGGUCAUUUUCGGCUGGAAUGGGAGCAGUUCCUUGGAUUGUAAUGUCUGAGAUUUUCCCUAUAAACAUCAAAGGACAAGCUGGAAGUUUAGCAACAUUAAUGAAUUGGUUUGGUGCAUGGUUGUGUUCCUACAGUUUCAACUUUCUGAUGGCCUGGAGUUCCUAUGGUACCUUCAUUUUUUAUGCAGCAGUAUACGUUAUGGCUAUAUUGUUCAUUAUCACGGUGGUACCAGAAACAAAGGGAAAAACUCUGGAAGAAAUCCAAGCAGCCAUUAAUGUGUAAAGCAUUCUUUUGGUGGGAAAUUAUUCAUUGUAAAUUUGAAAGCUCAAUUUGACAUAUUGAUUAGUGGAAGCUGGCUUCAAAACCACAAAGAAUAUUAUUAUAAUGUGUUAGAACAAUCACAGAGCACACACCCUAGUAGUAUGCUCUUUGUUGUACUGUAUUAUUUUCCUUUGGUAUUAAGUCAUUUCCUUCAGUUAUUAUAUGUACAAUAUAUUCUUUGUACAGGUUUCCCAUAGUCCUUCUGCCACGUGUAUAUAUCUGAAACCCUACCACUCUUGUGUAUUGUAUAUAAACUCAGUAAUGAAAUUGCCUCAGUAGCU